UGGAAUGGAAUUGAAAUAAUUUAGUUUCUUGCUUGGAGUAAAGGAAAUCAGGUAUAUUUUAACAACCUUGUAAACCUCUGGCAACAUAGAAUAACAGGCAACGAUUGAUAAUUUCAUUUAACUUUGUAAAGUCAUCGUGAUUUCCAUGCGUGUUUUCUUACCCGUAAAAGUGCGAUGUUUUGUUACUUUCCACCGCUCAUCUGCAUCUCGAAACGACAUGAUAGACUUUAAGCAACGCCUAUUUUGUGGAGGCAUUUACUUGGUUAGCGGUGUUUUUUCGACUUAACCGGUUGGUGUCAAUUGGAAAAAAUUGAGAUCUCUGAAGAUCGAUUUGCUCCACUAAUGCAACGCGAAUCGGACGACGAUGGGGUAUUCGGUCAACGGUGCCGUAACGGCACUUCGAUCUUCCCGGACCACCAUCCUCGUCGUCAUCCUCGUCGCUCUCUUCCUCGAUGAGACACUCAUGACUGUAGUCGUUCCCAUUAUACCAGACAUCUUCAUGAAAUCCUACUGCUCGAAUACAUCAUCGGUGGAAGGGACAGCAUCACUAAACGGAUCGCAUCAUCUACCCCAAAGUGGUAGUGAUGGAGAGAGUGGUAUGUCCGAUAUCGUACCCAUCUCGCGUCUCCAAGAGUACUCGUGGUACGACGAAGAGCUCGCUAAUAAAUUCUUCGCGGAGCAUCCAUCGUGGUUCGAUGAUAACAGCGGUAUAGAUAGGCCGACGACAACGAAUUUGAACGGGAUGGACGACGAGCUCGUCAAUGAAAGCGAGGUCGACAAGGGGAUUGGCACGACAGAGAGCCUGGAUGAAUGCAUCAAGCAUGUCAACAUCAGGACUGGACUCCUCCUGGCGUCGAAGUUCAUGAUGCGCUUAGUCCUGAGCGCUCCUCUUGGCAUCUUCACAGAAUGGAUAGGAUAUUUCAUUCCACUCUUCAUAAGUACCAUCAUUUUGCUGGCAUCAUGUCUAGCGUAUGCGUUCGGUCAUUCAUUUGUUGUAUUCCUGAUAGCCCGUCUGCUCCAUGGCGUAGCUGCUACAGCAAUUGAAAUAGCUGGUCUUGGUGUGGUGGCAUACAGCUAUGCUGAUGACGAAGAGAAGAGAGGCUUCGCCAUUGGACUGGCUAUCAGUGCUUUCGCGUUUGGCUCGUUAGCUGGUCCUCCGUUUGGGUCUAUUCUAUACUCUUUCUGCGGUCAAGCUUCUCCUUUCCUCAUACUUGCUGCCAUUGCAUUGCUACUGGCCUUUGCAGAAGUUCUCUGCAUCUCACCCGAAGCCCGUAACGACAGCCCGGACCCUGCCCCCGUCUACGUACUUGUCAAGGAUCCUCUCGUCUUGGCUUCAGCAGGUGCUAUAGCUGUAGCCGGUGCUGUGAUAGCUCUCCUCCAAUCAUCGCUACCCUUAUGGCUACUCCAGACUACAGACGCCAAGGAUUGGCAAUUAGGGGUUAUUUUCUUGCCUUCGAGUAUUAUGCAGAUCAUCUCUAGUGUACUAUUGGGAUUUUAUGGUAACAGGAUAGGACGAUGGUUAUGUGCGAUGUUAUCUCUGCUUCUCCUAGCAACCAGCAUAGCAACGGUACCUUUGGUAAAACAAGUAGUUCAGCUCAUCCCAGCCAUGUUAGGCAUCGGAUUCUCUUUCGGUGUGGUUGACAGUACUAUGACGGCAUCCAUGAAUCUUGUAGCUGAUAUAAAAUACAAUGGGGCAUACGGUGCAGCGGCGGCUAUUUCUACCUUCGCGUUCUGUGUUGGGUUUGCAAUAGGACCAACUAUCAGUGGACUUUUAGUGAACUCUAUCGGAUUCCCAUGGACAAUGCGAACCAUGGCCAUCUUGGCUGCAGUGUAUGCGCCAUUUUGUAUUGUACUCAAAAACGUUCCCGGCAAGGACCAACUGAAAGGCACAGAAAGAGCAGUCUUGUUGCCACAUCAUCAACUAGAGACUACAGCGGUCAGGCUUCAAGACGGAUGAACACCAUCGUCAGCCAUAGUGGAGGAGACACCAUGAAGGGGAAGUGUUUGUCAUUUUGAAUAUGAUCAUGACUUAAAUACCAAUGUAGAGUGUUCGGUUGUGUAAUACAGUGCAUGUACGGUAUGCGCUAUGUAUAAAUACAUUCCACAUGUGUGAAGGUUUACCCUCUACUUUAACCCUCCCCCCCCC
Messenger RNA from Strongylocentrotus purpuratus (purple sea urchin), 2146 nucleotides. RefSeq names its product synaptic vesicular amine transporter-like. Gene Ontology annotation, cellular component: terminal bouton; synaptic vesicle membrane. The record is from RefSeq and is a predicted model, not a curated record. Gene Ontology annotation, biological process: transmembrane transport; aminergic neurotransmitter loading into synaptic vesicle. Bases 365 to 1957 code for a protein of 530 amino acids. Gene Ontology annotation, molecular function: serotonin:sodium:chloride symporter activity. NCBI's taxonomy places the organism in Eukaryota, Metazoa, Echinodermata, Echinoidea, Camarodonta, Strongylocentrotidae. The transcript is spliced from 15 exons.